Eurypyga helias (sunbittern) is the source of this 1205-nucleotide messenger RNA. It is a transcript of the gene LIPG, whose product is annotated as lipase, endothelial. Gene Ontology annotation, molecular function: lipoprotein lipase activity; protein binding. The annotation marks the transcript as partial. The transcript has 8 exons. Gene Ontology annotation, biological process: lipid metabolic process. NCBI's taxonomy places the organism in Eukaryota, Metazoa, Chordata, Aves, Eurypygiformes, Eurypygidae. The record is from RefSeq and is a predicted model, not a curated record.
CACGGGUGGACCAUGAGUGGCAUGUUCGAAACAUGGCUGGGCAGCUUGGUAUCAGCUCUUCAGGAGAGGGAGAAGGAUGCCAACGUGGUCGUGGUGGAUUGGCUUUCGCUUGCCCACCAGCUCUAUACCGAUGCUGUGAACAACACGCAGAUUGUUGGAAAAAACAUAGCGAGUCUGCUUGACUGGUUGCAGGAGAACCCACUGUUCCAGCUGGAGAAUGUCCACCUGAUCGGGUACAGCCUGGGCGCCCACGUUGCUGGCUUUGCUGGUAACCACGUGCAUGGGACGAUAGGCAGAAUUACAGGCUUGGAUCCGGCUGGCCCUAUGUUUGAAGGAGUGGACCCUAGCAAGCGCCUCUCCCCCGAUGAUGCUAACUUCGUGGAUGUCCUUCACACCUACACAAGGGAAACACUAGGUGUUAGCAUUGGGAUCCAGAUGCCUGUAGGCCAUCUUGACAUCUACCCCAAUGGGGGGGACUUCCAGCCUGGCUGUGGUUUAAGUGAUGUCUUGGGAGCAAUUGCCUAUGGGACCAUUGGCGAAGUUGUUAAAUGUGAACAUGAGCGGUCUGUGCACCUCUUUGUGGACUCCCUCGUCAACCAAGAUAAACAAAGCUUCGCGUUUCAAUGUACCGAUUCCAGCCGCUUCAAGAAGGGCAUCUGCCUGAGCUGCCGGAAGAACCGCUGCAACGGCAUUGGCUACAAUGCCAGGAAAACACGGAACAAAAGAAACAGCAAGAUGUACUUAAAAACAAGAGCUGACAUGCCGUUCAAAGUCUACCAUUAUCAGAUGAAAAUGCAUGUCUUCAGCUACAAGAACUUGGGAGGGGCUGAUCCCACUUUCUCCGUGACCCUUCAUGGCACCAAUGGAGACUCUGAACCUCUCUCUUUGGAAAUGCUUGAUCAAAUUGGCCUAAAUGCUACUAACACCUUCCUGGUCUAUACUGAAGAGGACAUGGGUGAACUUUUAAAAAUAAAGCUCACCUGGGAGGGAACAUCCCAGUCAUGGUACGAUCUAUGGAAAGAGCUGAAGAGCUACUGGUAUCGGCCUGCAAAGUCUUCCCAGGAACUGCAUAUCAGACGUAUCCGUGUGAAAUCCGGGGAGACACAACAGAGGUUUGCUUUCUGUGUGGAGGAUGCCCAGCUAACUAGUAUAUCUCCUGGUAAAGAGCUCUGGUUUGUGAAGUGCUCAGAGGAAUGGCAAAAAAG